Molecule: messenger RNA, 795 nt
Organism: Talaromyces amestolkiae
Lineage: Eukaryota; Fungi; Ascomycota; Eurotiomycetes; Eurotiales; Trichocomaceae
Exons: 3
Coding region: 1-795 (264 amino acids)
Biological process (GO): aromatic amino acid biosynthetic process; chorismate metabolic process
Cellular component (GO): cytoplasm
Molecular function (GO): chorismate mutase activity
Source: RefSeq, a predicted model, not a curated record
AUGGAUGCUGCUAUCGAUCUUACGGACCGCUCCAAAGCUUUGGAUCUGAAUAACAUUCGUGCACAGCUCAUCCGCCUCGAAGACACAAUCACAUUCCACCUAAUUGAACGAGCCCAAUUCCCCGUCAACAAAACAAUCUAUGUCGCCGGCGGCGUCCCCAUCCCCGGCAGCAACCUGAGUCUUAUGGACUAUCUGCUUCGCGAGCAAGAAAAACUCCAAUCCCGAGUGCGCCGCUACGAAUCACCAGAUGAGCAUCCAUUCUUUCCCGAUGCGCUCGAAACGCCCAUAUUAGAGCCGCUCGAAUACCCCGAAAUCCUACACCCGAACGACGUCAAUGAAAACGAGACAAUUAAAAAACGCUACAUUGAAGAGAUUAUUCCAUCCGUAUGCCCGCGGAACCGCAUCGAUCGCGGUGUGUCACAGGAAAACUACGGAUCGUCCGCAACAUGCGACGUCAACCUCCUCCAGGCACUCUCGCGCCGUAUCCAUUUCGGCAAGUUUGUGGCCGAGUCGAAGUUCCAAGAAGAAUCCGAAAAGUUUGUGCGAUUGAUAAAAUCUGCGGAUCGGAAGGGUAUUGAUGAAGCGAUUACGAACUCGAAAGUGGAGGAGUUGGUGCUGAAGCGGAUUGAGACGAAAGCGCAGACGUAUGGGAGUGAUCCUGUGUUAGCGGAGUACGGUAACAAGGUUGAUGCUGAGGCUGUUGUGAAGAUGUACAAGGACAUUAUCAUUCCUAUAACCAAGGUUGUUGAGGUUGAAUACCUCAUGCAGCGCCUGGUAGGAACUCAAUGGCAGUAG